AUGCAAGAAAAUAAUGGUUUGUUUGAUCAUGAAAAAAAUAAAGUUAAAGAGAGUGGAAAAAAGGUGAAAGAAGGAAAUUCAUCAACAAAUUAUUUGAUCAAAGGUCAAUGGACUGAUGAAGAAGACAGGAAAUUGCUUAGGUUGGUUAAACAAUUUGGAGUAAGAAAAUGGGCACAAAUUGCUGAGAAAAUGGAAGCAAGAGCAGGAAAACAAUGUAGAGAAAGAUGGCAUAAUCAUCUACGUCCCGAUAUCAAGAAAGAUACAUGGAGUGAAGAAGAAGAAUUGUUACUAGUGGAAUCACACAAGCAACUUGGAAACAAAUGGGCUGAAAUUGCUAAAAGAAUUCCUGGAAGGACUGAAAAUGCAAUCAAGAAUCAUUGGAAUGCAACUAAAAGAAGGCAAAAUUCAAGGAGAAAUAAAAACAAAAAAAAUCAACAAGGUGAUGAUGAUACCCAAUGUGAACGCAAAUCAUCGUCCUCUCGUUCCACCGUUCUACAAGAUUAUAUUAUAAGCAAGUACUUUAUGAGUGAUGAUAAUUCUCCCCCAACCGCCACCUCAUUUUACGGUGGUGGCGGUGGGACUUAUAGUGGCGGUGGAUGCAGUUCCACCGCCACUACUUUCACAGGAAGUACUCCACCGUACUCCGAAGACGAUUCUCCGUCUUUGAUGACUCAUCAAACACAUGAUGAAGAAAUGAACUUCAUGCAAAGUUUAUUUGGACAUAAUAACAAUAUUACUACUAAUGGUACUAUCGAGACACAAGUAGUAACUCAAGAUCUUCUCAACAAGAGCUCGUCUGGUUUGAACUCCUUUAGUGAAAAUCCAAUCACUCAGUGUAACGUUGAGAGUUACACUCCUCAAUAUUAUCCUCCUGACCUAUACCUUUCGUACCUUCUAGAUGGUUCUAAUUAUCAAGAUUGUUUUGGAUGUGGAAGCAUGAAUAAUACUAAUCAAGGUUGUUCUACAUCAGGAGGAGGAAACAUUAAGGAAGUUGAUUUGAUGGAGAUGAUUAAUUCAACUAAUUCUCAAUUAUCUCAAGCUGGAACCUUCAACAAAACCUUCUUUUAA
Molecule: messenger RNA, 1068 nt
Organism: Solanum stenotomum
Lineage: Eukaryota; Viridiplantae; Streptophyta; Magnoliopsida; Solanales; Solanaceae
Product: transcription factor MYB119-like
Exons: 3
Coding region: 1-1068 (355 amino acids)
Biological process (GO): regulation of DNA-templated transcription
Cellular component (GO): nucleus
Molecular function (GO): DNA-binding transcription factor activity, RNA polymerase II-specific; RNA polymerase II cis-regulatory region sequence-specific DNA binding
Source: RefSeq, a predicted model, not a curated record